This is a messenger RNA of Dendrobium catenatum, 909 nucleotides long. RefSeq lists its product as uncharacterized. Bases 1 to 909 code for a protein of 302 amino acids. Lineage: Eukaryota; Viridiplantae; Streptophyta; Magnoliopsida; Asparagales; Orchidaceae. The record is from RefSeq and is a predicted model, not a curated record. The transcript has a single exon.
AUGUGCCAGAUUCUAUCAGAUGUAUUAUAUCUUAGAAAAGGGGAUGUGGGAAUUUCUAUUACUCCCAAGGCUCCUAGAGUGUCUCACUUACUCUAUGAUGAUGAUAUUUUAAUCUUCUUAGAAGCCAGGAUGAAAAAGGUAAAGGAAUUGAAGAAUAUCAUUACCAACUAUUGUAAAUGGUUGGGUCAGAAGGUUAAUCAAUCUAAGUCCAUGAUACUUUUUGGAAAGCAUACUAACCAUAACAUGAAGAAGAAAAUUUCAAAUUUUCUUAGAUUCAAGAUUGGUAAGGAGAUGAAUUAUCUUGGUGUGAAGAUGACCUUGAGAAGAUUGGUGGCUUCGGAUUUCCUGAAGCUAAUGGAAGUUGCUGCUAAUAGAUUGAACACUUGGGGGAAAAAGUUCAUUUCUCUGGAAGGAAAGUUGGUGUUGGUCAAAUCUGCAUUCCUCUCAUUACCUAUGUUUUUAUCUUCUCUUUCUUUAGUCCCAUUGAGUAUUCUUAAAGAGUUUGAUAAAUUCUUUAGAGGAUUCUUGUUGAGUAGGAAUAAUGGAAGUGCAGGAUUGCAUUAUGCUUCUUGGGAAAGUCUUUGCAAGCCAAAGAAUUAUGAUGGUCGAGGCUUGUUCUCGGCAGUUUCCAAGGUAGGACCUCUUCGGGCAAAGUUGGCAUGGAUUUUCUGUAUGAAGCCAAGAGUGUUGCUGAACCAAAUCCUGAGAGCAAAAUAUGGAGGAGAUGUUUGGACGGUACCAGUGAAAAAAGAUUGUUCCCCUACACGGAAGAUCAUUACUAUGGGUGCUAAUUAUCUUAGAAACAUUGUUAGAUGGAAUGUUUCUAAUGGUAACUCUAUCAAUUGGAUGUUUGAUUCAUGGAUAUUAGACAAAUGCUUAGAAAAGUGGCGACUUUUGUUAACAGUCUAG